This is a messenger RNA of Procambarus clarkii (red swamp crayfish), 715 nucleotides long. The record is from RefSeq and is a predicted model, not a curated record. NCBI's taxonomy places the organism in Eukaryota, Metazoa, Arthropoda, Malacostraca, Decapoda, Cambaridae.
AGUCCAGGGUUACAACACCAACGGUGACAACAGUGGCAAGGGUUACAACAUCAACGGUGACAACAGUGGCCAGGGUUACAACAUCAACGAUGACAACAGUGGCCAGGGUUACAACAUCAACGGUAACAACAGUGACCAGGGUUACAACAUCAACGAUGACAACAGUGGCCAGGGUUACAACAUCAACGGUGACAACAGAGGCGAUGGUUACAACAUCAACGGUGACAACAGUGGCCAGGGUUACAACAUCAACGGUGACAACAGUGGCGAUGGUUACAACAUCAACGGUGACAACAGAGGCCAGGGUUACAACAUCAACAGUGACAACAGUGACCAGGGUUACAUCAACGGUGACAACAGUGGCCAGGUUUACAACAUCACCGGUAACAACAGAGGCCAGGGUUACAACAUCAACAGUGACAACAGAGGACAGGGUUACAACAUCAACGGUGACAACAGAGGCCAGGGUUACAACAUCAACAGUGACAACAGAGGACAGGGUUACAACAUCAACGGUGACAACAGAGGCCAGGGUUACAACAUCAACGGUGACAACAGAGGCCAGGGUUACAACAUCAACAGUGACAACAGAGGACAGGGUUACAACAUCAACGGUGACAACAGAGGCCAGGGUUACAACAUCAACGGUGACAACAGAGACCAGGGUUACAACAUCAACGGUGACAACAGGCCAGGGUUACAACAUCAACGGUGA